Arabis nemorensis is the source of this 783-nucleotide messenger RNA. NCBI's taxonomy places the organism in Eukaryota, Viridiplantae, Streptophyta, Magnoliopsida, Brassicales, Brassicaceae. The record is from the annotation of a GenBank genome assembly.
AUGGCUCCGUCAAAGUCAAAACGUUCCUCGAAACGUUCGUUGUCGUCGCUGCCUACUGAUUUACUAGAAGAAAUACUUUACAGGAUUCCAGUCGGAUCAUUGGUACGAUCAGCCCCGGCACGAUCAGCCUGGUUACGUUACAAAUCGGUGUGUAAACAAUGGUGCACUCUUUUAAACGGCAAGAAAUUCAUCUAUAAACACUUGAAUCUCUCUCAGGUACAACACUUCAUACGAGUCGAUGGUAAAUCGAUUCAACUCUUCAAUCUUGAGACUCAAGWUCUCUCACGUCUACAAGGUCCAUCUGAUAUUUCUACAAUGAUUCACUGUGACGGAUUAUUGCUAUGUUCGUGUGUUGAAGAAAGAAGCGGAGGUGAUUAUAUUGUAUUUAGAAAGCAGCUUGUAGUUUGGAAUCCGUUUUUGAGACGAGUUAAAUGGAUCGAACCCUCGCAUUCUUACACAACAGUGUUUGAUAUCUACGGUUUUGGAUACGACAAUGUAUCUCGUGACAACUACAAGAUCUUGAGGUUUGGUUAUGUAGAUAAAUCAUAUGUUGAGAUAUAUGAGUUUAAGUCUAAACUAUGGAGGAGUGUUGAUGCUAAUUUUGAAUGUUGUGGUGCAAAGAUUUGGCGUGCGCAGUGCCACGCUGUGUCUGUGAAUGGAAACACGUAUUGGAUUGCUUAUAGGAACAAGGAUAUCAAAUUCUUCAUCCAAAGUUUGAUUUCUCCACAGAGACAUUCAAGCACAUAUGUUGCCUUCCCUUCGAAUAUGAUUGGCUGGGUAUGA